CCACUCAAAAGUCAAAAACCCAACCUUUAAGUUUUUUAAUUUUCUUCUCCAACCAUUCUCAAUCCUCUCUGACUCCAAUGGCUUCCUUAUCCUUCGUUUCCUCAUCUCACCUCACGCUACGCACUCCUUCUAUUGCCCUCCGCAGUAGCUCUUCUCCUAGAACCUCUGUUUCAUUCUCCGUCAAGGCUCAGUCUGUUGCCCUUUCACAAGACGAUUUGAAAAAGCUCGCGGCGGAGAAAGCUGUCGAAGCAAUUAAACCAGGGAUGGUUCUAGGUCUUGGAACUGGAUCCACCGCCGCAUUCGCCGUAGAUCAGAUCGGUAAACUUCUCUCUUCCGGUGAGCUUUACGAUAUCGUCGGCAUCCCAACGUCGAAACGAACAGAGGAACAAGCACGAGCGUUAGGGAUUCCACUCGUUGCGUUAGAUACGCAUCCGAGAAUCGAUCUCGCUAUUGACGGAGCUGACGAGGUAGAUCCGAAUCUUGAUUUGGUCAAAGGUCGUGGAGGUGCUUUACUCCGUGAGAAAAUGGUUGAAGCUGUUGCUGAGAAGUUUAUCGUUGUGGCUGAUGAUACAAAACUCGUUAAAGGACUUGGUGGAAGUGGUUUAGCUAUGCCUGUUGAAGUGGUUCAGUUCUGUUGGAACUUUAACUUGAUUAGGUUGCAAGAUCUGUUUAAGGAGUUUGGUUGUGAUGCUAAGCUAAGAGUUGAUGGAGAUGGGAAGCCUUAUGUGACUGAUAACAGUAAUUACAUUAUUGAUUUGUAUUUUAAGAAUCCUUUGAAAGAUGGAUUCGCUGCGGCGAAAGAGAUUGGCAAGUUUCAAGGAGUGGUGGAGCAUGGUUUGUUCCUUGGUAUGGCUACUUCUGUCAUUAUCGCUGGUAAGAACGGUGUUGAAGUUAUGAACAAGUGAGUGUGAGGUUUUAAAAAUUCAAUCUUUAUCUUCUUCAUUCGAAUGCAAAGUUUUCUCCUUUGUAAAAUUACCAAUUCAGUUCAUGUGAGAUCAUUUCAAUUUCGAUUUCUUAAUCAA
Messenger RNA from Camelina sativa (false flax), 1022 nucleotides. RefSeq names its product putative ribose-5-phosphate isomerase 3, chloroplastic. Gene Ontology annotation, molecular function: ribose-5-phosphate isomerase activity. Lineage: Eukaryota; Viridiplantae; Streptophyta; Magnoliopsida; Brassicales; Brassicaceae. Gene Ontology annotation, biological process: pentose-phosphate shunt, non-oxidative branch. The record is from RefSeq and is a predicted model, not a curated record.